AUGGAAGUUUAUGAAAAUUUAGAGACAACGACAAACAUGAACCAAAAAAUCAAGAAUGGUGGUCCUAGAAUAUGCAAACGCACUACUGGUUGUUGGACAAGAGUGGAACCAGCUACUGGUAUGCUAGAACCACUGGGAGCGUCCCAAGAAUUAAGACUGGAUAAUGUAAUUUAUCAAGAAGGCGGUGAAUACCGCUGCGUUGGGCCUACAAAGGAAGCAACGAGAAGAUUGGAUUUUCUGAGAAACGCCAUGUCUGUACAAGUACUUGUAACAGGUCCUGACGAAAUACCUGUAGACAUAAUACGGUUAAUAGAAGAACAGCAAAUUGGAAUAUUGGUCGACUUAUGGUCCCUGUCAUACAAUACAGCACAACAACAAGAAGAACCACAAAUGAGCCAAACAACAACAAGAGCUCCACUCGCUGAAGGUGCUGCGCUGGAACAUCAGCCGGCGCUCACUCAAGCGGGACGACCGAGGCAGCGAUUAGAUGCCAAAAUUAUGCUAUACCAGUUGCUUAAGAAUGUGAACUGGUUGACUUAA
Molecule: messenger RNA, 540 nt
Organism: Diabrotica balteata
Lineage: Eukaryota; Metazoa; Arthropoda; Insecta; Coleoptera; Chrysomelidae
Source: the annotation of a GenBank genome assembly